Theobroma cacao (cacao) is the source of this 544-nucleotide messenger RNA. RefSeq names its product heavy metal-associated isoprenylated plant protein 47-like. The record is from RefSeq and is a predicted model, not a curated record. Lineage: Eukaryota; Viridiplantae; Streptophyta; Magnoliopsida; Malvales; Malvaceae. Gene Ontology annotation, molecular function: metal ion binding.
AAUUUCUCCAAGGAUUGCCUUGGUUAGACUACCUUGGCGUAUACGUUAAUCAUGAAGCAGAAGAUAGUUAUCAGUGUAAACAUGGGGUGUAACAAAUGCAGGGUCAAGGCUCUAAAGGUUGCUGCAACAACAAAUGGUGUGGUUUCAGUUGCAGUAGAGGGUGCAGACAAGGAUAAGCUCGUGGUGAAAGGGGAUGGGGUUGAUUCAGCGGAGUUAACUCGCUCGUUGAGAAAAAAAGUUCGGGCUGCUACCCUUUUGAGCGUGGAAGAAGAGAAGGAAAAGGCUGAGAAGGAAGAGGUACCAACUCCGAUGCAAUAUUGGUAUCCUUAUCCUCCAUGUGAACUGAUAAUUUACGAAGGAAACCCCAGCAUUUGUCCCAUGUUCGUGUGGUAGAGCGUUGUGAACACCAUUGCUGCAAGUCUGUUCAAUGCAAUUAUAUGCUUUCCAUUUCUGUUCAUAUGUAUGUUUGCAUUGAGCAGUGUCUUGGGACUCUGAUAUCUUGGUUUUAAUGUUUAGAUCCAUGAAUAAAAUCGCAAAGCUUCCA